UGAAGAGCGAGAGCGAGAGAAAGAGAGAUGCUAUGACGAGGGAAAGCGACUCUUCAAAUUCUCAUUCUAGGGUUUUUGUUUUAUAUAUUCGUGUAUUUGAAUUUUUAGAAUUUGAAUUUAGGGUUUACUGUUGAACACCGCUCUCUGCUCUGAAUUUUCCCGAGAAAGUGACAGAACUCCAAAAUCUAAAAGCAACGGUUAUGAUCAUGAAACGCGAAUUGGGCAGCACUAACAGUAGCAGUACCCCCAGUGAGGGAGUUGACGAAGCCUGUGAAGCAGGCUCCAGCGACUCUGGACCUCGGGGCGUCGCUGACCGCCGAAUCCUUCGCUCUCGGUACCUCGCCGUGAAAAGCCGCAUUGGUGAUGAAAGCGAUGAUAUGAUAAGAGUAGAUUCUGAUAAGUUUCAGUCAAUCAUCGAUGAAGUGGAAAGCUUGCAUAAUCUCGUACAAAAACCAAGAGAACAAGUUGCUGAUGCAGAGGCUCUUUUGGAUAUUGCAAACAGAUUGGUAUCUUCUGUCAAGACACAUAACAGUGAAGGAAUAACACCUUCAGAUUUUGUAACAUGUCUUCUCAGAGACUUUGGGCAGCAAAGUGAACUGGGUGGUAGCACAGAGGGUUCCAGGAAUACUAUAUUCUGGAAGGAUAUUGGUGUUGCAGUCUCACAUGUUUUCAGGAGAUGUCCAGGAUGCUGUACUAUGAUUGGGCCCAUGAACACUGAGCUGAAGCAACGGAAGAGUUUUGUCCGUAGAAAACAUGUGAGACCCACAGAGAGUGCUCGACCUGAAGAGUUUGAUGAUGCUGUUGCACAAGAGAGAACAGAUACUGAUAAAAAUAUGUCAACUAUGUUUGAUAUCUUGAGGAAGAAUAGAAGUGUCAGGCUCGAAAAUCUUGUAUUGAACAGAAACUCUUUUGCACAGACAGUUGAGAAUUUAUUUGCCUUAACAUUUCUGGUUAAAGAUGGGCGGGCUGAGAUAAAAGUCAAUGAGAAAGGCUGUCAUUUUGUUUCACCAAGGAAUGCUCCUUCUGCAAGUGCUGUUGCCAAAGGCGAUGCUGCUUUCAGCCACUUUGUUUUCAGAUUAGAUUUUAAGGAUUGGAAGUUGAUGACUUGUUCUGUUGGGGUUGGGGAAGAGCUGAUGCCGCACAGGAAUCAAGCAAACAUAUCAAGCAAUUCCGAAGUAGAUCCACCAUCUGGAGAAUCUCAAGCACCAGUCUCUACAACACCUAUAUGGAAGUUGUGCAGGAAUCGUGGCCUGGUUUUACAAGAACAGUCAGUUGUGGAAGACUCACCGCAAGGCGACCAUGUUGAAGAAAAAACUGCUGCGAUUCGAAAGAAGCGUAGGACUUUAAAAUGGUCGGAUGCAGAAUUUUCAGUAGCAUCAUAACUUUUUUCUAGCUGAAAGUUAGGAUUUGCUUGUAAAUUUGUUUUUUCGAUAAGUAAUUAACCCAAGGGAAGGGAGAAAGGGAAGAUUUUUCUUGUAACUUACAGUCAUUUAGCUCUGUAUAUCAUAGAAAUAUAUGAUCAAUUCAUUAGUUUGUAUAUCCUAGAAAUAUAAUCAUUCCGGUCCCUUCCCAUGUGCUUGCCUCUGGCAUAUUUUGUGGGGUUCUUUUUUACACAAUAAAUUUUCAGUAGUCAUUCUUUUUA
Molecule: messenger RNA, 1642 nt
Organism: Corylus avellana
Lineage: Eukaryota; Viridiplantae; Streptophyta; Magnoliopsida; Fagales; Betulaceae
Product: non-structural maintenance of chromosomes element 4 homolog A
Biological process (GO): DNA repair
Cellular component (GO): nucleus; Smc5-Smc6 complex
Source: RefSeq, a predicted model, not a curated record